Messenger RNA from Synchiropus splendidus (mandarinfish), 1758 nucleotides. It is a transcript of the gene gnl3l, whose product is annotated as guanine nucleotide binding protein-like 3 (nucleolar)-like. The transcript is spliced from 15 exons. Bases 42 to 1745 code for a protein of 567 amino acids. The record is from RefSeq and is a predicted model, not a curated record. Gene Ontology annotation, molecular function: GTP binding; nuclear import signal receptor activity. Gene Ontology annotation, biological process: protein import into nucleus. Gene Ontology annotation, cellular component: nucleolus. Lineage: Eukaryota; Metazoa; Chordata; Actinopteri; Syngnathiformes; Callionymidae.
CUGCGUUUCUCUAAACACGUGAAGCCCCGGUGGUGGAAGCCAUGUCUAAAGCUAAGCAAAAACGGGCGAAACGUCUUGGCUUCUUGGUGAAGUCCAAGAACAAAGAUGGCUCCAAAGGUGGAGUAUCAGGUACAAGUUGGAACACAGAGAAGUCAUCUGUGCAGCAUCGAAAGAACCAGAGGAAACCUGAAGAAGUCAGGCAGCAAAGGCUUCAGGACCUCCAGGAAAAGCAGAAGUUAUCCCGGGAAGAGCAGUUGAUGAAGAGGAGGAACUUGCAAAGCUUUCAGAAUGACAUUCUGCAGCGACAGAGAGAGUUCGAGCACAGGGAGAUGGAACUGCAAAGUUUGGAGAAGCAUGUCAACUUUGAAAAUGAGAAUUCAAGAAAAGCGUACUAUAGAGAAUUUAAAAAGGUGGUUGAGGCUGCUGAUGUAAUUCUUGAAGUCCUGGACGCACGAGACCCACUUGGCUGCAGAUGUCCACAGGUGGAGCAGGCGGUCAUUCAAAGUGGGACCAACAAAAAGAUAGUUCUGGUGCUCAAUAAAAUUGAUUUAGUCUCAAAAGAAAUUGUGGAGAAGUGGAUCCGGUAUCUUCGUAAUGAGUUCCCCACUGUGGCAUUCAAGGCUUCUACUCAGCAACAGUCAAAAAACUUGAAACGCAGUAAUGUACCUGUGACUCAAGCCACCACAGAGCUUCUCAGCAGCAGUGCUUGUAUUGGAGCAGAUUGUUUGAUGAAACUCCUGGGUAACUACUGUCGAAACUUGGACAUUAAGACCGCCAUCACAGUUGGCGUUGUUGGUUUUCCUAACGUGGGCAAAAGCAGUUUGAUCAACAGUCUUAAACGUGCGAGAGCUUGCAGUGUUGGAGCCACUCCUGGUGUCACAAAGUGCCUUCAAGAAGUCCAUUUGGACAAGCACAUCAAACUUCUAGAUUGCCCUGGGAUUGUAAUGGCAACUUCAACAACUGAUGCAGCCAUGAUUCUCCGUAACUGUGUAAAAAUUGAGCAGCUUGUGGAUCCUCUGCCACCUGUUGAAGCCAUCCUUCGUCGUUGCAACAAGGCGCAGAUCAUGGAUCACUAUGGCGUGCCUGACUUUCAUACUGCUCCGGAGUUCUUGGCUCUGCUUGCUCGACGGCAAGGCAAAUUGAGAAAAGGAGGAUUGCCAGAUACUGACAAAGCAGCAAAGAGCGUGUUGAUGGACUGGACUGGUGGAAGGAUCAGCUACUUCACUCACCCUCCUGAGACUCACACUCUUCCCACCCAUGUCAGCGCCGAAAUUGUCACGGAGAUGGGUAAAGCUUUUGACUGGGACCAGCUUGAACUAGGAAAUCAGGAGGUUCUUGCAGGUACAGCAUGUGCUGAUGUUAAAAUGGGAAUCUGCAUUGAAACUACCGGAAUGACGCAAAGUGAAGCAGUUGAUUCCUCUUUAUACACCCAAAUGGGAGCGUCCAUGGAAAAUCAGCUGUCAAAAGAUGGAACUGAAUCCAUGGAUGACGACCAGGACCAUGAAUUUGGACCCAUGACUGUGGAGAUCAAAUCGCAGAGGGCCAAGUCGGACUCGUCCAACCAUGAGGCUCCGGCCAAAGCUCCAGAUUUGAAGGGAAUUUUGAAUGUCGAUCCACUUCAGCAGGGUCAAGCACUUCUGGCCGCCAGCAAGAAGAGGAAGAAACAGCAGAAAAGAGCUGAUAAAAUUGCCACCAAGCUCUCCGACUCCUUAACAUCUGCUAUGGACUUCUCUUUUGCUGAUUAAAAGAGUAUUUAAA